AUGUGUUUUGAAGCACUUGAUCGGACACUCAGAGAUCUUAUGUCAGUUACUGAUCAACAUAAGAUACAACAAUCAUUUGGUGGUAAGGUUGUGGUUCUAGGAGGUGAUUUUAGACAAAUACUUCCGGUGAUUCCGAAAGGGAGUAGACAUGAUAUAUUGUCACCAGCUAUUAACUCAGCCCAUCUGUGGUCGUUCUAUUACAGGUAUUUUCAUAGUAGCGCAAUUCUUGCACUCAUGCUUGAGAGUGUCGAGAAGGUAAACGAUUUCAUUUUGACAAUUUUUCCAAUGAUAGAAAAGGAGUAUCUAAGUUCUGACACAUGUCAAGCUGAUGAGAAUGAAGGUUUAUGCAACGGGAUAAGAUUAAUAGUUAACGAACUUCGCAACAACGUAAUUGGGAGUGACGGAAGUGGCUGUAGAAAUAUUGGCGACAAAGUGUACAUUUCAAGAAUGAACUUGAUCCCUUUAGAUUCAGGAUUGCCAUUUAAGUUCCAACGGAGGCAAUUUCCAUUAGCAGUGUGCUUUGCAAUGACCAACAAGAGAGUCAAGGUCAAUAAUAAUUAUCACAUGUAG
Messenger RNA from Arachis ipaensis, 570 nucleotides. RefSeq lists its product as uncharacterized. The record is from RefSeq and is a predicted model, not a curated record. NCBI's taxonomy places the organism in Eukaryota, Viridiplantae, Streptophyta, Magnoliopsida, Fabales, Fabaceae. Gene Ontology annotation, molecular function: DNA helicase activity. Gene Ontology annotation, biological process: telomere maintenance; DNA repair.